AUGUCGACAAGCGCGGGUGGAUGGAGAGAAAGCGUGAUGAAGGAGUUGCAGCCGAUGAAGCGGCUGUCGGACGCCACCGGAAGCAUGUACAACAGAGCAAGGAACAUCUACAUGGAUGUUAAGGCCAAAAUUACCGGUGAAGACGUCAUGACAAAAGACAAGGCAGUGGAAGUGUUGAAAAGUGAACUUCACUUCCCGGAAGACAGAGCCAUCAACUUCCUGUCGAGAUUCAACAAAAACAGGGAUGUGACAGGUGGCUUGAGGGGCAUUGACGGCAACAGCAGCGCUGCAGAUUUCAAAUUAUCGGCUGUUGAGUUUAAUGAGUUUAUCCAGAAAGUAUCUGAAAUCCGUAUUUCCACCUGCCUACCUAAGUACCUACCCACUCAGAGCCAGGACAAAUGCAUGGCUUUCUGCUCCGUUUUAUAG
Helobdella robusta is the source of this 426-nucleotide messenger RNA. RefSeq lists its product as hypothetical. The coding region runs from base 1 to 426 and encodes 141 amino acids. Lineage: Eukaryota; Metazoa; Annelida; Clitellata; Rhynchobdellida; Glossiphoniidae. The transcript is spliced from 3 exons. The record is from RefSeq and is a predicted model, not a curated record.